ACACCUUUACACACAUACCCUACCAUUCUAUCUGUUCUAUUCUCUUCUCUGUACACUCUUUGCUUCUCUCUCUCUCUCUCUCUCCCUGUCUCUCUUUCUCUCUUACUCUCUCGCUUGCUCGAUCGCUUUCUUUCUCUAUUCCUUAUGUGCGCCCCCGCGUAAAGUGUUGUUUUGCCGAAGACAACCUCAGAGAAUCGCGUGCGUAUUGCAGUGCUUUGUUUUCGUUGCGAUAACACAGUGUGAUUUAUAUAUUCGUCGUCGAGAGAGAUCCCGAAGGGAAGAAGUGUGUUCUUUUAAAAGAGAAAAAACAGCUUACAUCGAAGAAGAAAAAAGAGGACUACGUCAGCGGCGCCGGCCGGCCUAACCGCCGGGACCAAUACGGUCACACUUGACGAUGCAUUUCAAGAGCGCUUCUUCGCUAUUUCGAUAUAUCGAGGCUCAUUUACAGAUUAGACUCUUCGUUAUUUGGUCCCAGUGCAGCUUUAUUCAAUCAACACUCGGUGUAAUUUAAGCUGGGAUUGACAGAUGUCGACGUUGCGCGCCACAUCGACACUGGGCGAGUUGAGCAGUGCCGGUUCGGAUCGUACACUGGCAACGUCCACGGGCGGCGGCAGCUCGCACACGCACUCGCACAGAAAGCACCAGCACCAUCACAAUAGAAGCCGAAGCGCGCCAAGGCCGUCGGAGAAGCCGCCUCGCAAACGACAUCUCAAUCCAGGACACAGCCUCGCGUCCAUAUCCGACCAGAUCAAGCUAUCCAUGCUCAAUGCCAACAUCAUCUCUAUCGAUCCUCGUAAAGAUGCAGCAGAGGAACUCGGCCUCGACAGAUUCCUGCCAACCGCACCCACGGAGUUAGCCCAGUAUCCCAAACUCUGCGAGCUGCGCAGGAAGUGUCCUGCACUCUAUCGCCUCGAGUUUCAGACGGCGACGAAAGUUGAAACCCAUUCGUGCAGACACGCCUUGAAGCAAGCGAACCGGGAGAAGAAUCAAAACCAAAAAUGUAUUCCGUACGAUUAUAACAGAGUAGUUUUGGAGACGAUAGAUGGACGAACAGACUCGGAUUACGUAAACGCCUCAUAUGUCGAUAGCUUAUUAAAGCCCAAUGCCUACAUCGUAACUCAGGGACCUAUGGAGAGUACAGUUGUCGAAUUCUGGAGGAUGGUGUGGCAGGAAAAAGCCGCCUGUAUAGUCAUGCUUACGAAAACUUUCGAUUUCAUUAAGGUUGAGUGCAUGCAAUACUGGCCACCCAACUUUGAGAAAAUCGAAGUAUACGGCGACAUUCACGUUGCGGUGCUGAAAGAAGAAGAGCUCGCCAACUUUCAUAUACGCGACAUAAAGCUGUACAAAAUGGACGAAAAUAACCAAGUGACGGAAGAGCGAACGAUAAUUCAGUUUCACUAUACAGAAUGGCACUCGCACACGAAUCCUUUCGGCAAUGCUGUUCUGGAAUUCAGAAGACGUGUCCGCGCGGUCGUCGGCUCGACUCUCAAGGACGAAACGGGUCCAAUGGUCGUGCAUUGCAAUGAUGGCGGUGGUCGAUCUGGUGUUUUUCUAGCAAUCGAUGCAAAUAUGGAACUUGCGGAAGAAGAGGAUGCAUUCGAUGUAUACGGAUAUCUCAAAAAACUUCGUCAAAGUAGAAAAGGUUUAAUUGAAAAUGUGGAACAGUACAAAUUUGUGUACGAUACGUUAGAGGAGUUUGUAAUAUGCGGACCAUCAUAUUUCCCGGUGUCAGAGUUGUCUCAGCGUUUGAAGCAAAAAAGUCAGAAGAACUCCGGAACAAAGAUGAACGAAUAUCAACGUGAAUACCAACAGAUUUGCAAGCAGACGCCGCGUUUCACUAUCGGUGACUGCGCAGGUGGUCAUCGUGCAGACAAUCGCGACAAGAACAGGGAUGUUCUGGUUGUGCCACCUGAUAAUUUUCGGCCUUACUUAACGAGUUUCCAAGGCAACACCUUUACUGACUACAUCAAUGCAGUUUUUGUAGACGGUUACACGAAACCGAAAGAAUACAUCGUGACGGAAUGGCCAGUGCAGAAGUGUCUUGGCGAGUUUUGGUCGUUGGUCUAUGAUUACGAGUGUUCAGCCGUGGUGGUACUAUGCGUUCCACCGACUGGCUCUGCCAACUACCCGAGCUUCUGGCCCGACAGCCGACAUACCAAGAAGUACGGUCCUGUGUUUACGAUAGACCACAUCAGCCACAAUCACUAUACAAAUAUCAAAACUUGGGUCUUCCGAAUAAACAAGAAAAUCGUCUCGCUGACAGAACUCAUGGCUGGCGUAAAAGCUCCUCCAAAAACAGUGCAGCUAUUUCAACUGACGUGUUGGCCAAUGGGUCAAAUAGUGCCGACCUCUACCAAUAGCCUUGUGGAAUUAAUGAACAUGGUCGAGCGCUGGCGGCAACGCACUGAUUAUGGUCCCGUGUGCGUCGUCUCGCCGGAUGGCCGUAGCCGUUGUGGUGUUUACUGCGCCGCUAAUGCCUGCAUCGAGCAGGUCAUUCAGCACGGUGAGGUCGACGUCUUUCAGGCUGUGAAGACUGCUCGGCGUCAUCGACCACAGCUUAUUGAAAAUAUGACGGAAUACAAGUACUGUUACGACUUGGUAUUGCACUACGUGUUGCACUAUCUAAACAAGGAUAUGAACGAGAAGAAGUGAGAAAGCGAGUUGCGGGACGAGCUGUGGUUCAUAGAAUUUGGCCGUGGGGCGGCACUGCCCCUGACUCCAGAGGAGGCCCCGGUCGAUGGAGAGCCGGUGGUGCCUUGCGCCCAGGGCCGUGUCGUCGUCGAGACGGUGCGCUCAGCGC
Messenger RNA from Phymastichus coffea, 2800 nucleotides. RefSeq names its product receptor-type tyrosine-protein phosphatase kappa (gene Ptp36E). Gene Ontology annotation, biological process: protein dephosphorylation. The transcript is spliced from 16 exons. NCBI's taxonomy places the organism in Eukaryota, Metazoa, Arthropoda, Insecta, Hymenoptera, Eulophidae. Bases 526 to 2652 code for a protein of 708 amino acids. The record is from RefSeq and is a predicted model, not a curated record. Gene Ontology annotation, molecular function: protein tyrosine phosphatase activity.